AUGGUUGCUCCAGUCACUUUAGGAGUAGGGUCUCUCGUGUGGGUCGAGGACCCUGAUGAGGCAUGGAUUGAUGGUGAGGUUAUAGCCGUAAAUGGUGAAGACAUCAAAGUAUCUUGUACAUCGGGAAAGACGGUUGUGGCCAAGUCCUCUAAUGUCUUUCCCAAGGAUACCGAGGCUCCGCCUUGUGGGGUCGAUGACAUGACAAAGUUGGCAUACUUGCAUGAGCCAGGAGUCCUCGACAAUUUAAAAUCCAGAUACGACAUCAAUGAGAUAUACACCUAUACUGGGAGCAUAUUGAUCGCCGUAAAUCCUUUUCAAAGAUUGCCUCAUCUAUAUGAUAGUCAUAUGAUGGCACAAUAUAAAGGUGCCGCCUUCGGCGAGCUGAGUCCUCAUCCGUUUGCCGUUGCAGAUGCUGCAUACAGGCUUAUGAUAAAUGAGGGGGUAAGUCAGUCGAUUUUAGUCAGUGGUGAGAGUGGGGCGGGCAAGACAGAAAGCACGAAAUUGCUCAUGCGUUAUCUGGCUUAUAUGGGGGGCCGAUCGGGAGGUGAGGGAAGGACAGUCGAACAACAAGUACUUCAGUCGAACCCUGUUCUCGAGGCAUUUGGUAAUGCAAAGACGGUUAGAAAUAAUAAUUCAAGUCGCUUUGGUAAGUUUGUCGAGAUUCAGUUCGAUCAAAGGGGUAAGAUAUCAGGGGCUGCCAUCAGAACAUACCUUCUUGAAAGGUCUCGUGUUUGUCAAGUGUCUGAUCCUGAGAGAAACUACCAUUGUUUCUAUAUGCUUUGUGCUGCACCCGAAGAGGAAAUUAAGAAGUACCACCUGGGAAACCCAAGGACAUUUAACUAUUUAAAUCAGACGAAUUGCUAUGAGCUAGACGGGAUUGAUGAUUCUAAAGAAUAUAUAGCAACAAGGAAAGCAAUGGAUACUGUAGGAAUCAGUUCUGAAGAACAGGAUGCAAUAUUUCGGGUUAUUGCUGCAAUUCUCCAUCUUGGGAACAUUGAGUUUGUAAAGGGGAAGGAAAUCGACUCGUCCAUGCCUAAAGAUGAAAAAUCUUGGUUUCAUUUGCGCACGGCUGCCAAUUUAUUCAUGUGUGAUGCAAAGUCUUUAGAAGAUUCCCUUUGCAAACGUGUGAUUGUGACCCGUGAUGAGACCAUUACUAAAGAACUUGAUCCUACGGCAGCUGUUGCAAGCCGAGAUGCCUUGGCCAAAAUCGUGUAUUCGAGGUUGUUUGACUGGCUUGUGGACAGGAUCAAUAGUUCUAUAGGUCAAGACCCGAAUUCAAAAUGUUUAAUUGGAGUUCUGGAUAUAUAUGGAUUCGAGAGCUUCAAGACUAACAGUUUUGAACAGUUUUGCAUAAAUUUGACGAAUGAGAAGCUUCAGCAGCACUUUAAUCAGCAUGUGUUUAAAAUGGAGCAAGAGGAGUACACGAAAGAAGAAAUUAACUGGAGCUACAUAGAGUUCAUUGACAAUCAAGAUGUUCUUGAUCUAAUUGAAAAGAAGCCAGGUGGCAUUAUAGCCCUUCUUGAUGAAGCUUGCAUGUUCCCUCGUUCGACUCAUGAGACGUUCGCCCAAAAGCUGUACCAAACUUUCAAGAACCACAAACGCUUUAGCAAGCCCAAAUUAGCCCGUUCCGACUUUACCAUCUCACAUUAUGCGGGCGAUGUCACGUAUCAAACCGAGUUGUUUCUUGACAAAAACAAGGACUAUGUUAUUGCUGAGCAUCAGGCCCUCUUGAGUGCCUCCAAAUGCCUGUUUGUGUCGGGUCUUUUUCCUCCAUCGAACGAGGAGUCCUCCAAGCAAUCAAAAUUUUCUUCAAUUGGCUCGAGGUUCAAGCAACAACUACUAGCUCUUCUUGAGACCCUGAGCGCCACUGAACCUCAUUAUAUACGUUGUGUUAAACCGAAUAAUCUUCUCAAGCCGGCUAUCUUUGAGAAUCAAAAUGUCCUUCAACAACUGCGUUGCGGGGGGGUCAUGGAAGCUAUUAGGAUAAGUUGUGCAGGAUAUCCUACCAAAAGGCCCUUCUUCGAAUUCGUAGACCGUUUUGGGAUUCUUUCUCCCGAAGUUCUGAAAGGAAGCACGGAUGAGGUUGCCGUUUGCAAGAAGCUCUUGGAGAAAGCUGGACUCGAAGGCUACCAGAUUGGUAAAACGAAAGUGUUUUUGAGGGCUGGUCAGAUGGCCGAGCUGGAUGGCCGGAGAACAGAAAUCUUAGGAAGAUCGGCCAGCAUUAUCCAGAGGAAAAUGCGUUCUUACAUGGCCAGAAGAAGUUUCAUGUUAUUACGUCGUUCAGCCAUAUUUAUUCAAUCCGCAUGCAGAGGACAACUUAGUCGUAAAGUUUACGAGGGCAUGCGUAGGGAGGCUUCUUGUCUCAGGAUACAGAGAAAUUUACGGAUGUAUAUUGCCAGGAAAGCUUACAGAGGAUUGUGCUUAUCUUCUGUCUCGAUUCAGACAGGAAUGCGUGGUAUGGCCGCACGUAAUGAGCUUCGGUUCAGACAGCGGACGAAAGCAGCUAUUUUGAUUCAGAGCCAUUGUCGUGAAUACUUAGCCCGUUCGAAAUAUAUCAAGCUGAAGAAAGCUGCACUCGCCACUCAGUGUGCAUGGAGAGCCCGAGUUGCACGUAAAGAGCUGCGUAAAUUGAAGAUGGCCGCGAAAGAAACUGGUGCCCUGCAAGCUGCCAAGAAUAAGUUAGAGAAGCAAGUUGAGGAAUUGACUUGGAGAUUGCAGCUCGAGAAACGAAUGAGAGCGGACCUGGAAGAAGCAAAAACACAAGAGAACAUGAAACUGAAAACGGCUUUACAAGAGCUUCAGCUUCAGUUUAAGGAAGCCAACGAGAUGCUCGAAAAAGAACUAGAAGCUGCAAAAUCGGUAGCCGAGCAAGUCCCCAUAGUACAGGAAAUUCCAGUCAUCGACCAUGAAAUGAUGAAUAAGCUCGCUGCCGAAAAUGAUAAUCUCAAGGCCUUAGUGAGCUCUCUCGAGGCAAAAAUAGGUGAAACGGAGAAGAAAUAUGAAGAGUCGAACAAACUCAGUGAGGAGAGGUUGAAGCAAGCCAUGGACGCUGAGUCUAUAAUCGUCAAGUUGAAGACCAAUGUGCAUCGGCUUGAGGAAAAAAUAUCCGACAUGGAAGCUGAGAAUAAAAUUCUCCGGCAGCAAACGUUGUUAGCUCCUUCCAAAGGGGCAGUAGAACAUUCACCAGCUCUAGUGCCUAAGGUUAGUAAUAACUUCUCUAGGAAACUCAUUAUUUUUUGCUGUACUCUUUUACCAGAUAUGUUUCAUACUCCGGUUAAAGUAUCUGAAACUUCUGAUAGUAAACCAAGAAAGCCCCCAAUCGAUCGUCAGAAUGAAGAUGUGGAUGCCCUCAUUGAAUCUGUGAAGAAAGACGUGGGCUUCAGCCAAGGCAAGCCCGUUGCAGCUUACACUAUAUACAAAUGCCUGAUGCACUGGAAAUCGUUUGAGUCCGAUCGAACGAGUGUGUUUGAUCGUCUGAUUCAGAUGAUUGGGUCGGCCAUCGAGAAUCAAGAGAGCAAUGAUCAUAUGGCUUAUUGGCUGUCGAAUACUUCCACACUGUUAUUCUUACUUCAAAAAAGCAUGAAACCGGCAGGCUCAGCUGCUACCCCAGCUCGCAAACCGCAACCACCAACCUCCUUGUUCGGGAGGAUGACAAUGGGUUUUCGCUCCCCUUCGUCUGUCAGCCUUGCAGCAGCAGCAGCUGCACUCGAUACAGUUCGUCAAGUGGAGGCAAAAUAUCCAGCCUUACUUUUCAAGCAGCAGCUCACAGCUUAUGUCGAAAAAAUCUACGGUAUUAUUCGGGAUAACUUGAAAAAGGAGUUAGGAUCACUGCUUGCUUUGUGCAUUCAGGCACCAAGAACCUCCAAAGGGAAUCUUAUAAGGUCAGGACGGUCUUUUGGAAAAGAUUCCUCGACGAAUCAUUGGCAAGCAAUCAUCGAUAGCCUCAACUCCCUUCUCAGUACACUCAAACAAAAUUUUGUUCCCACUGUUCUCAUACAGAAGAUAUUUACUCAAACAUUUUCGUACGUGAAUGUGCAGCUCUUUAACAGCCUUCUUCUACGGCGCGAGUGUUGUACUUUCAGCAACGGCGAGUACGUCAAAGCUGGGCUGGCCGAGCUCGAGUUGUGGUGCUGCCAGGCAAAAGAAGAGUAUGCAGGGUUAGCUUGGGAUGAACUGAAACACAUAAGACAAGCUGUUGGCUUCUUGGUUAUACAUCAGAAGUACAGAAUAUCGUAUGACGAGAUCACCAAUGAUUUGUGUCCUAUUCUGAGCGUCCAGCAGCUUUACAGAAUUUGUACUUUGUAUUGGGACGAUAACUAUAAUACUCGAAGCGUGUCAGCUGAGGUCAUAUCGAGCAUGAGGGUGCUUAUGACAGAGGAUUCCAACAAUGCUGUUAGCAACUCAUUUCUGUUGGAUGAUAAUUCAAGCAUCCCGUUUUCGGUGGAUGAGCUCUCGAGUGCGUUACAAGUGAAGGAUUUCUUGGACGUGACGCCUGCCGAGGACCUUCUUGAGAAUCCUGCCUUCCAAUUUUUGUACAACUAA
Messenger RNA from Striga hermonthica, 4542 nucleotides. The record is from the annotation of a GenBank genome assembly. NCBI's taxonomy places the organism in Eukaryota, Viridiplantae, Streptophyta, Magnoliopsida, Lamiales, Orobanchaceae.